GUUCCGUCGUGACCGUUCAGUCGUGCAGAAGUGUUUGGGAGAGCAUCGUCAUUGUUGCUCCUUGUUGUGACUGUUUCCAGCAGCCUCCAGUCCAUCUUGUAUUCCCUCCCUAAAAAAAGAGGGGCAGAAAGCAAAGCAAAACGGACCGCCUGACAGAAUCAGAGCAGGCAUCGCGUCCGUGUGUGUCGCCGUGUGGCAUAUGACAGCUUCACACAGUCACUGUGUGUGUGUGUGAUUGUGUUUGCAUGAGUGUGUGUGGUUGUGAUCAGUGUGUCAAGUAAAAUCGUGCCCAAGAGUUAACUAAGUGAAGGACGAAGCAGGAAGCGGCUGGGCAGCCGCUGGCAGCCGGAGAACAGCAUCUCGCCAAGAACGGGCGAGGGUUGGCAGGUUUUGACAUUCAGCUUGACGCAGUGCAAGACGGAAAGAAGCAGUCACGAAACGCUCACCGAACAUUACCAAUCGUCGGUUCCGGGUACCGCGGUCUACUCCGACACUCACACACAAACGCACAGACACCGCACUCAACCCGUUCCGUUGAGCGCUGUGCAAUCGUGGUGAAAAGGAAACCAAAGUAAGGUGUGCCAAGUAACGGCGAGCGACGGCGGCAACCAAGGGCAGCUGCACAGGGAUGCAGUAAUGAAGUGCAUACUCAACGGAAGCAGCAUUAGCAGCGCCGGCGAUGAUGCUGAAGCGAGCAGUUGACAUGCAGCAAGUGCAACGAAGUGAAAGAAGGCAUUCAAUCGUGGUGAUCGGUUCGAAGCUGUCAGAAAUUCAAUCGAACCCGAACAACGCUGCCCUGGAAGCUGGUGUGGUGUAAGGAAGCAUAAAAGCAACCAAAACGUAGUCCUUUGCUGUGCUGUGUGUGUGUGUGUGUGUGUGUGUUUGUGGUUGAAGCUGUGACAGUGUAACGGUGGAUUUUCGCUUUCGGGUGAGCUUUUUGUUUUUUCCAGUGGUGGUUGUGCAAAUUGAAACACAGAAAAAGGGGUAUUAAUUCUGCGCUGAUUGGUGGAAAAUAUAAAUCAGUAAAGUUAGGUUUCACCUCUCGGUUAAAGGAAAAGUUGAUCGAUAAAAUGGGGGGUAACAUUGGAAUAAUGUCGACGGUGGCGGCUUUCCCGGUAGUUAUCGUGCUGCUACUAGUGACAAGGAUGUCGUUGUGUGUGCCGACACAUUUCAUGGAGAUGGAGCAACACUUUCGCAACAGCAUCGAUCUGGACGCGGAGCAGACGGAAGCCCGGUACGAUCAGGAGAUGCUUUCCGACAUCAUUAACGAUAACGAUCGCGGUGAGCUGCAGAAGGCGGAAUCUUGUCUGGUCGAUGACUACAAGUAUGACCACGGCCAGAAGAUACAACGACUGGAUCCGUGUGAAAUUUGUCUCUGCAUUGACGGGGAAAUAUUCUGCUGGUGGAAACAGUGCGAUUCUUUGGCGAAAACAGUAGAUGACGCGGAUCCACAAAUCAGUUCACCCCAGCAGCCACCCAAGAGUGAUCAAACGUCAACGGAAUUGAUCUCCGAAGCGUCAACUGUCAUGAGCACAGCGUAUGAAGCAAAAUCAAAAUCAUCCUUUGACGCAGUGGCCACAGAAGACAAUAGGAACGGAGCUACACGGCUCGUGUUGGCAGAUUCGCUUAGUGACGGUGGAACAACAGUCAUAAGCAGCACCUUGCCGAUUUCAACACCCGCAUCGAAAGCGCCAGACAGCGAUCAUAGCUCCUCGGAGACGGUAACGCAUCACGGAUCGGUGCACACUACGGAUGUGCUGGAUGGAAUACCAAAGAACAUAUUAAGCUUUCCACAGACACCACCAAUCAUGAUGUAUCGCCCGGUAUCGAUGGGUCCCAUCACGUCCACCACGUCAAGGGAAGGAAAGUAUGCGGACGGUGGUCGCAAGGUCACCAAGGUCGGGUCAGCGGCAACGGGAGUUCGAAAGGGGAAAGCCGGUACGUUGGGACACAAAAAGUUGAAAGAACACAAAAAGAAUCUCCUGAAGGGGAAGUACGAAGGGGAAUUUUCGUACGAAUUUGAUCGCAAACCGACAGUUUCGAUUGCGAGUGACGCACUGCCAAAAAUAUCCGAGAUCGACUCUAGCAGGGAAGGUGACAAGUUCCGUGAUCAGUCAGUGGAAGUAACCGAAAGAAAGAACAAUGUACCAGAUGGCAAGAAUGGGCCAGAACAGCAGCAGCAACAGUUCGGCGGGUACGGUUAUGGGAUGAUCCACGAGUCGGAGUCCGAGCACCGACAGGCAACGGUUCCGAUGCGUUCGCAUGAUCGGGAUGUUCCACAGCACUACAUAAUCACCUCGUCCGGGCAUGUGGAGAUGUUUGACGAUAGUGGAGCGAUGGCAGGACCUGAGCUUGGAACCGAAAACCACGGCGACGGACUUGAAAAGCAACCGUAUCGGGAUGUGCUUAGCUUCGAUGGACGAGUAUCGUCCCGUGUGACUCAGGAUCAAGCGACAAACGGUGAUGAAGAUUCCGACGUUACGGACAGUGACGAAGGGGACGAUGAGGAGGAGCGGCUGGAUGACGUUGGUGCUGUGGCGCCAGCGAUCAUGCUUACUACAAACGUCACCCAGGGCAAGUACAGUCUCGGUGAGGGACUGCAUUCGACGCAGGUGCCUCCGUCACCGUCGUCGGUAAUUGAUAUCCUCAACUCAACAACGCUCGAGACGACGGACUAUGUCGAUGGGACGAAUCACUCCGAGCUGAUCUACCCGGAAGUCCCGUCCAUGAGCAGUAGUGGCGGUAGCAGUAGUAUCAGUAGUAGUACUAUCACUCCACCGACCACCAGACAGGAUCAAAGUGAACAGCACUGCGUUGUUAUGGGCGUUACCUAUCCGGUGGGGGCAGUGCUGAAGCAGGAAACGGGAAACUGUCUGCAGUGUGUGUGUGUCGCCGGUCCCGAGAAUGAUCCCGCUCCCAGGGUUACCUGCACGCCCUUGAACUGUCCACCCUUGAUACUGCCGGAUAUUCUGGAUGGGGCAGGAUUUUAAGUGGAGAUGGGAGCAAUCAUACACAGAAUAAGAACAAGAUGCAAAAUGUAAUGGCAAAAUAAAUCUUGAUGAUUCAUCGCAGCUAACAUCUUCGCGACAGAUCACUCAUGACACACUCCAACAAGGGGAAAGCGGAAAGGGUCUUGGCAAAAAGUAUAUCUAAAGGUCACCAUCUAGCCACAACACAGUGAGGUAAAACUGUUGGAAUGAGUUAGACAAAAAAAAACAGGGGAUAAUUACAUACAUAGCGGAUCAAACUUUUUAGCGUAGUGUUGGGAAGAAUGGAAAGCAGAAGAAUAGAGCAACAACAACAUCAACAACAACAACAUCAACCAAAACAAUAAGCUAGUCUGCAACAAACAGACACACAAUAUCGAAGGAAAAAUAUCACACCGAUAAGGACUCAAACUGGGCUGACCAGAAGGAAAUAUAUCAAAUGGUAGUGUAGAGAAAAAAAAACAACAAAACUUUCCAAACGCUAGCACUAGUGAUACUAUUAGAUGAAGGUGCAGUUUAGUGUAGCGAUAAGCCGGAGUGUUUUACGUUAAGCAAACAUUUCCGUUUCCGUUCGUCGGGCCGGCAGAUCGAGCCGUUCUCGAUUAGAUCCGUAGCAAAUCUGUCAGAUUGUUCGUUGUGAAUAUAUAAAACAUGUUCUUACUUGCCGAACGGUGACAGCACUGUGGCACACAGCCAUUCGACACAGCUCAACACGAUAGGAAGCGUACAGCGGUAUUAUGAAAAGCUGCAACAAAACAGACUUAAAAUGUACACUCACCAAUAACACAACGUGGCUCAAGCAAACUGGAGGUACACUUUUCAUUUCAACCAAUCUGCAAAGUAUUAAUUACAGAUGGGCAGGAAAUAUAAACCGAAAACCGUAGCUUUUUUGGGUGAGAUUUGUUUUAUCAAGAGUCUAAACAAAAAAAAAAAAAACAAAAAACAGAACGCUCCCUCAUGCAUAUUCUCCCAUAGUAAAAA
Anopheles merus is the source of this 3968-nucleotide messenger RNA. RefSeq lists its product as uncharacterized. The record is from RefSeq and is a predicted model, not a curated record. Lineage: Eukaryota; Metazoa; Arthropoda; Insecta; Diptera; Culicidae. Bases 1071 to 2990 code for a protein of 639 amino acids. The transcript has 8 exons.